Messenger RNA from Ananas comosus (pineapple), 1894 nucleotides. RefSeq names its product pectinesterase-like. Gene Ontology annotation, biological process: cell wall modification. Gene Ontology annotation, molecular function: pectinesterase inhibitor activity; pectinesterase activity. Bases 25 to 1752 code for a protein of 575 amino acids. The record is from RefSeq and is a predicted model, not a curated record. The transcript is spliced from 3 exons. NCBI's taxonomy places the organism in Eukaryota, Viridiplantae, Streptophyta, Magnoliopsida, Poales, Bromeliaceae.
AGCUCAUCUCACUAAACCCGCACAAUGUGCUCCACCACCAUCACCAUUCCCUUCCUCAUCUUCUCCUUCCUCCUCCUUUUCACUCCCUCCCUCUCUGCCCCACCACCGCCACUUCCAGUCCCUCCGUCCACCGCCUGCAAUGCCACUCUCGACCCGUCCUUCUGCCGAUCGGUCCUCCCCUCCCGCGGCUCCCAAAACCUCUACUCCUAUAGCCGCUUCUCCCUCGCCAAGUCCCUCGGCAACGCCUACAAGUUCCUCAACCUCAUCAACCACUACCUCUCCCCUCACCGUGCCUCGAAGCUCUCCCCUACCGCUGUCGCCGCUUUGCAAGACUGCCGCCUCCUGUCGGGACUCAACAUCGACUUCUUGACCUCCGCAGGUGCGACGUUGAACGCCACCAAUGCUCUCCUCGACCCGCAGGCCGACCAGGUGCAGACGCUGCUGUCGGCGCUCAUGACCAACCAGCAGACGUGCCUUGAUGGCCUCCAGGCCGCCGCAUCCGCAUGGUCGGUCAAGAAAGGCCUCGCCGUCCCCAUCUCCAACAGCACUAAGCUCUACAGCGUCUCCCUCGCGCUCUUCACCAAGGCUUGGGUGGCGCCCAAGUCAAAGAAGCCGAAGCCCAGGAAGGGCCUCACCCCAUCGCGGCUCCCCACUCGGAGGAGCCUGCUUUUCCAUGAGGUAGAGUACAUGGGUCGACACGACGAAUUGCCUUUGAAAAUGUCGGAACCGCAAAGAGAGUUAUUCGAGAAGAGGAGAGGGCGGCGGCUGCUUCAGGCGUCGGAAGGCGCGAUGGUGCACGAUAUCGUGGUGGUGAGUCAGGACGGGAGCGGGAACUACACAACGGUCGGGGCGGCGGUGGCGGCGGCGCCGAAUAACUCGGAUGGGACUACUGGAUACUACCUGAUAUACGUGGGUAGUGGGGUAUACGAGGAGUAUGUAGUUAUUCCGAAGAACAAAAAAUUUCUUAUGAUGAUUGGGGAUGGGAUAAACCAAACCGUGAUCACAGGAAACCAUAGCUUUGUCGACGGUUGGACCACAUUCAACUCCGCUACAUUUGCUGUUGUUGGACAAGGGUUUGUUGCUGUGAAUAUGACUAUUAGGAACACCGCAGGCGCAGCUAAGCAUCAAGCGGUCGCGCUACGAAAUGGUGCAGAUCUCUCGACCUUCUACAGCUGCAGCUUCGAGGGGUACCAAGAUACCUUGUAUACCCACUCCAUGAGGCAAUUCUACCGAGAUUGCGAUAUCUACGGCACGGUCGACUACAUCUUCGGCAACGCAGCGGUCGUGUUCCAGAACUGCAACAUCUAUUCUCGGCUACCCAUGAAUGGCCAGAGCAACACCGUCACGGCUCAAGGCCGGAUUGACCCGAACCAGAACACGGGCAUUUCGAUCCAGGACAGCAACUUCGUGGCUUCGCCUGACUUAGCAGCAGAUCCUAAGUUCGCGAUCACAUACCUGGGUCGUCCGUGGAAGAAUUAUUCGAGGACGGUGAUCAUGCAAUCUUUCAUGGACAGCUUGAUUGACCCAUCGGGGUGGAUGCCGUGGAACGGAGACUUCGCGCUGAGUACGCUGUACUAUGCCGAGUACAAUAACACCGGACCAGGGUCCGCGACGGGCCAACGAGUCACAUGGCCCGGGUACCAUGUGAUAAAUGGAACCGAUGCGGCCAAUUUUACCGUGACUAGCCUUGUUUUGGGGGAUAAUUGGUUACCUCAAACUGGAGUGCCUUACUUGAGCGGGUUACUUGGAUGAGAUGCUUAAUUUGGCCUUAUUCAAUUUGUAGUUGUAACUAAACUUUGAAUUAGCAAACUAUAUUUUGCUUAUUUAGGUCAUUCAUUCGACUGUAUUACAUUAGUUAAGCAGUGUUAUGGUCUUAUUAUGAUUAAUAAUAAUG